This is a messenger RNA of Cylicocyclus nassatus, 984 nucleotides long. The record is from the annotation of a GenBank genome assembly. Lineage: Eukaryota; Metazoa; Nematoda; Chromadorea; Rhabditida; Strongylidae.
GGUGGUGGCAAGGCGGUUUUCUUUGCUGUAAUGCAGAGGUUGUGACAUCCACGUCCGACAUCGACGACGAUCCGGUUCCGCCUUUUCAUUCUGUAGCUGUUUUCGGCGAAAAGUUAUUCUUCAUACAUGGAACGUCGUUCACUUGCACUCGUCGCCAUUCUGAGCAGCGUCGGUGCUAAUUUUUCACCGGAUUUUAGCGACUUUUUGGAGGAAACCUAUGGCAAGAAAUUCGCCAACCGAAUGGAACGACGAGAUCUCGGUCCUGGAGGUAGCUUUGGCGGUGGGAAGCACAACGCAAGCACUAGAACGUCAAAACAAGCUGUAGUAAUUGUUCACGGCAUUACUAACACAGCUGCGAGAUUUGAAGCUACUCGACAGUACCUGUUGAGAAACGGCUGGAAAGAAUCUGAAGUGUAUGCAACGACUUAUGGCGAUGGUGGCAAAACAGUGGCUCCAUUAUUCGACAUGAAAUGCGAUUACGUGAAACAAGUGCGAUGGAUGAUUCAAGCAGUGGCUGAAUUUACGAAACGACGGGUGGAUGUGAUCGCUUAUUCUAUGGGUUCGCCUGUGGCUAGAAAGGCAAUCCUUGGUGGUAGAUGCGUAGACACAAGUGAAUCGCUGGGACCACCUUUGACAGCUUUAGUCGACACCUUCGUUUCCGUCGCCGGAGCGAAUCAUGGCUCAUUUUUGUGUAUAUUGCCGUUACCCGGUGCUUGCAAUAUGGUUACUGGGCUUUCAUGUCAUUCACGUUUUCUGCAGAACAUAAACAAGAGGCAAAGGUACGAAGGAAGACACAUAUUUUCCAUUUUCUCAGCGGAUGAUGAUAAAGUCGGUUUUCGAAAUGCAUGCGGAGAGAUCACCUCCUCCAUAGCCGGUUCUGAUGGCGAGUUUCAGAAAACCGGUAAUCACGACCAAGUCAUGGCGAGUACGAUAGCUUUACAAGCACAACUUAUCGAUAAGCACAGUCCGAAAAAACGACGUUAG